UACCAUAACAGUCAGCGUGCUGUCCUUGUGAGAAUGAACCUAUAAUAACAAAUUGUAAAUGCCUUGGUUUUACUGUACACUACGUUAAUACUGCUAGUAACGUUAGGCAAGUCUAUCUCUGUGCCCAAUAAAAGAGAAAAAUGGCUUCACGUUUUCUGAGAUUCUCCGUGCUGAUUCAGAAGUAUCGGACACCUCUGCUCCUUGUUGGAUGUGGUGGCGUCUUUUCUGCCAACAUUUUCUAUCACGUCUUCCCAGAUCACACAUACAGAAAAGUGUACCAGGCCUGGUACAAAGGAGAACCAGUCACCCUUUCCGAGAAGCUCAAUAAUGUCUUUCAAGAGGUACUGAAAGAUUAUGCUGUCAGCUGCACUGAUAACUUCCAUGCUUUUGCUGCUUUUGGAUUUCAUCCGGUAGGAGCAGGUGUGCCAUGGCUUCCCUCUGGAGCACAGAUUGGUAUUCCAGCCAACUUCAACAGCACCACUGAUGAUCCAUCAGGCAUCAUCACCCGCACUAUUCUAAUCAAUGGACAAGAGGUGGAAUGGGACAGUGAUCAGGGUGCUGCCCUCAAAAAUUCAUUGGUGUUCUCUCCAGAGGCGCAGAAAUUUGCUAUAGCACGAGAAGUAGCCCGGUUGGCGGCCGGGGGUCCAGUGUUACAUGCAGCCGUUGCUCCAGCAUGUCUUGCAGGGGCUUGUGUAUAUAGCGUGGCCCUUAAACAGAUCUUUGGUCUCCAUGUUGGAUCCAUCAUCUCCCGAGCUUGUGUUAAUGUAGUUGCUCUGGGUUUGGGAGUCGUCUCGUAUAUCUUGACCUCUGAUGCUCUUAGUCAGUGGUUGGACUACAGCUCGGACCGUCGUGCAGCGAGCCUGUCAAGCAACUAUGCAAAAGGUGGUGUAGAGUUUUAUGAUAAAAUCUUGACAAGGAACAAAACCCUUCGUGCACUGAUGGGACCUAAAGGCCAAGAGUUGUACGCCCCCAGUGGAAAUUUGUUUCCUGGUCACCUGCUGAAACUCAGACACGCCCCAUACACAUCUCGACGAGAUGGGAUUUUAAAUUUUUUAAAAAAUGAAAAACUGUAAACGGGUUUUUGUUUUUUAAAAACAUAUAUGUGAGAGAAUGGCUUAUGGUGCCUACCGUGUGAAAAUUUUGUCUGGCGGGAUCUUGAUAAAUAUUUCUCUGAUAAAAAAUAUAAAUUUGAAUAAAUAAUUUAUUAGCAUAUUGUGUCAAUUUAAAUGCAUUAAGUGGUUCACAAAUAGAAUCUGGUAACAAUAAUUGAGGUUACUUUUUACAUUUCAGCAUUGCCAUAAGCCAAUGAUAACUGAAAAGAAGGAUUUAUUUGCUCUGAUCAAUUUCAUUGGUCCUGAGUUUAAAUUUGAUAUCAUAAAUGUACUGAAUGGAGAUUAUCAGUGAAAACUGAUGUUGUUUCUAUUAUAGUGUUUCAGUUAAAUAUUUAAGGACAGUGGCACAUUUAAAAUUCAUUAAAAAGUUUUUUUGGAAAGUC
This is a messenger RNA of Paramisgurnus dabryanus, 1495 nucleotides long. It is a transcript of the gene tmem177, whose product is annotated as transmembrane protein 177. Gene Ontology annotation, cellular component: membrane. NCBI's taxonomy places the organism in Eukaryota, Metazoa, Chordata, Actinopteri, Cypriniformes, Cobitidae. The record is from RefSeq and is a predicted model, not a curated record.